Messenger RNA from Zychaea mexicana, 773 nucleotides. RefSeq lists its product as uncharacterized. Lineage: Eukaryota; Fungi; Mucoromycota; Mucoromycetes; Mucorales; Lichtheimiaceae. The record is from RefSeq and is a predicted model, not a curated record. Gene Ontology annotation, biological process: regulation of DNA-templated transcription. The coding region runs from base 159 to 527 and encodes 122 amino acids. The transcript has 2 exons. Gene Ontology annotation, molecular function: DNA-binding transcription factor activity; sequence-specific DNA binding.
AACAACAACAACAACAACGUCGAACUAGCCUGGACGCUAUCCUCGACAAUGCCACCGCAGUACACCACCAUAAUCCACAUCCAACGAGUAUACCACUCCAUCGUGAAUCGCCCUCUUAUCAUUCCGAAGACGAAGUGUUUUCUCCCGUAUCUUUCCCAAUGCCAUCCUACAAGACAUCCCCCUUUGUCGAACCAACGACGACGACAACAUUCCCAUCACCACCGAUUCAACGCUAUGAUCCAUAUUUCCCGCAUCGACCUCGACGACGACGUGAAAUGCAGGCGAUCACCAAGAUUGUUGAAACAAAAGAAUACCCCUACGUCGACGGCUACUUUUGGAAGAACAAUGGAAACACGAUCCAGAAAAAGACCGGCAACAAGAGUGUUUACUACAAAUGCUCCAACAGCGCAAAGGGCUGCCCUGUGAAUAAGACGGUGACAUGGAAAGACAAUGGCGAAUAUCUCAUCAAGUAUCGCGGUGAACACUUUCCAGAUUGCAAUAGAGUCCAACGUGUUGUGGAUGUGUAGAUAUUAUAUGUACCCCUCAUUCCCUUCCCUCUCUCUCUCUCUCCAGUCAUUCAUUUCCAACUUCCUCUUAUUCUCUUUUAUACAUAUGUACACUACUACUGUUAUUAUUCGCCUUUAACUCUUAGAUACUUUUGACUAUAUAUACCAAAAACGGGUGUUAUUAUUUACGCGCGCGCUACAUAAACUUACAAGCAGGAUACACCGACCUCUAUGUAUAUGUAUAACAGGGUCUGUUUUUUUUUUCCU